CUGGAUUUUUGUUCCGGCCCAUUUGCCUUGCGCUUGUCAUGGCACAUUCGGCGACCUAGCCUCACCGGAAUGGACACCGGAACAGGCACUGCCUCCGGUGCGGACUUUCGCAUCUUCUCGGACCGCUCGGCCUCGGACCUCGAAGCAUUCGAAUGGAACUCCACCAUGGAUCUGCUGGCCUGUCUCACGGCUGCCCCCGACUCGACAAUGAGUAUCUACCGCUUGCUGUCCGAAGACCAGAGUCCAAAGCUGCUGUCAGAGAAAAUCACAGGUGUUGGAACAACAUUAGCUUGGUCACCAUGUGGUCGGCGAUUGGUGGUUGGCGACCGCCUGGGAGGCAUCACCAUGUUCGAUGGAGAAACAGGCUCUGUUCUGCAUUCUCGACGGUCACACUCAGCCCCAGUGGCGGCUUUUUGUUGGAUGGACGGGAAAUACAUGGUGGAAGAACCAGCAUGGUCCAGAAUGCUGCCACCCCUUCUGACGGUCCCCAGCGCUCCUAGCAACAUGUAUGCCGAGACGCAGUCGAGGGAUGAGGAAUGGACUUCGAACUUUACGAUCUUGGCAUCGAUCGAUGAAGCUGGUCAAUUGAUCCUGGCGGCCGGUGGCACCUUUCCACUUCAGGCAACGGAUCUCAAUGAAGAAGAGACAUUUCAGCACCUGAGAUCGAGAGGUCCAAUGGCCAUUGAAUUGUCAACUGACCUCCGUUGCCUCGCGGUUCUGCUCGGUCCCGGCGGAAAAUCCAUCCGAAGUCCGGAGAAUCCUCACGUGAGGACACCUUUGCCGCAGACGCCCAAUCAAGGCAACUCACCACAAGGUUGGAGUGCUAGUGGACGUAGUUUGGCAGUUGCGGUGCUGGAUGUGAGGAAAUUUGCCAUGCGCCGGAAGGAGUUGGCUCAAUGUUCUUCUAUGGUGGAACGAUUUUGCGCAGUCGCAAGCUACACUCAACAGGCUGUGGACACCUUAGCAACAGUUUGGAAAAGUGCAGCGAGUGGCUUCAUCAACAAGAUCAGGGCAAUGACCGACUGCAUUCAGGCGUAUGCUGGAGCAGGAUCUUGCACCAUCAGCAGCAGAGACUCAGUGCAAUCAGAGCUGCUCUUCACGCUUUGCACCGGCAACCCCUCUGAUGCCAUGCACGCCUUUUUGACCAGACAAACAACACCGCAGCAGCUCUCGAGAAUUGAAAAGACCCUGAUGCAAGCCUUGGACUAUGUGAAUUUGGUCACCUGCUCCCGGUUGCAAGUGGCAGUGCAACACCUCUUGGCCAUUCUGCAGGAGCUGAAGGCUUAUGCCAAUUGGAUUCGGUUUUCCUCCAUAGGUUUGGAUCUGGGGUUGUUAGAAGAGCUGGAGCUGCGGGUCAUGAAGUUUUCAGGCCUCACAGAACAAUUGCUGAUCGAUUCCUCUCAUGCACGGCGAUUUGCUCGGACCCUUUUUCACUUGCUUUUGUACCAGGCACAGAAACUCACAGAAGGAAAUGAGGCAACAGGAACACCAUCGUCUCGCGUAGACACCGCCAGCUGUUCUGCACCGAAUCCGAGUGAUGUUGAGGGCUUCCUGGCACGCCAGCAAUCCUUGGAGCUGCAUGAGGUAACAAUGCGGAUCGGGAAUCGAACCAAGUCCUCACCCCCCCCCGCGGUGGCGGGCUCAAGUGGAGAGGGCCUCGAGGACCCAGAGGCCUCUUUGGCAUCGCAAGUGGCAGAGCUGGUGGCGCUGUCCGGGGGCCUUGGCCAAAGAAUAUGCCAGGCCAUGGCGCGCCAGAGCGCUCCACUGCUGUGCGAGUCCUUGGCAGCACCGCCACCCUGGUGCUGUGUCUCCUCUCCAGAGCUGAGAGCUGUGGCGAGUGCGGAUGCCGCCUCGUGGGUGCCAAGCCCGCGUGGAUUAGGACGACCAAUCAUUCACAUGGUAUGGGAGGACCUUUCGACUGACAAGGGACAUGGAGUGAAGGAAACCUUGCCAGAACAGCUUCUCCUGCUUUGGUGUGGUGGAGACCCUCCAGAAGCACAUGGGCUGGGUAGCUUCAGUUGCUUGCACCUUGCUCGAAUCCACCUUCCCAUCGGCAGAUUUGGAAACUCCAUACAGCCAACGCUACAGCUCGCGAAAUUGAAGGCGAAUUCGAUUGGAACCGGGCAUUUCACGCUUUGUCGCAGCUAUGAUGCAUCACAUGUUGCUGUGCUGAUCCUAGACGAGACCGAGCCUCAGCCAAGUGCAGCAGUUUGCCUGGUGGAUAUCACUGACAUCGAGUUUCGUUCACCUGGCACAAGCGAGAACGGCCUGGUGCCUCCGGUGCCUCUCACUGACAUCGGUGAGCUUCCCCCGGAAGCGGUGCGACGAAGCGCCCCGUUGCCAGAGAGCUACUUGUGGGCUUCAGCGAUGCGAGUGAUGAGUCAGCGAGGCGUUUGUUCCAUUUACUCCUGGAGAGCUCGACGUCUACUGACUUUGGACAUGGAAGCCGGUGACGACGAGAUGGAAGAUGCCGACUGAAGAGAUGCUGACUGAUUUGUGUUCACAGCGGGAAAGACCCGGGGUGGCCGUCUGGGUGGAG
Durusdinium trenchii is the source of this 2539-nucleotide messenger RNA. The record is from the annotation of a GenBank genome assembly. NCBI's taxonomy places the organism in Eukaryota, Dinophyceae, Suessiales, Symbiodiniaceae.